Molecule: messenger RNA, 1467 nt
Organism: Cercopithifilaria johnstoni
Lineage: Eukaryota; Metazoa; Nematoda; Chromadorea; Rhabditida; Onchocercidae
Source: the annotation of a GenBank genome assembly
AUGAGUGGAGGAUGUUUAUCACCAGCAUCCAGAAUACGUAUUGCGGCAGAUGUUCAUCGUCACAGCACGAGUGAUGAUGACAGUGGAUGCGUGCUGGAAGAAUACUCUUGGGUACCAAGUGGAAUCAAACCUGAUAUGGUUCAUAUGUAUUUCGCUUGUCUACCGGAAGACAAAAUACCUUACGUAAAUUCGCCUGGUGAAGAAUGGCGAACACGCCAGUUGUAUUAUCAAUUACCACCACAAGAUUCUGAUGUAGGGUAUUGCGGUAAAUUGAGCAACAAAGAAAUACGUGAGCUAGUACAAUUUGAAAUGGGUCGAAAACGCGAGUGCCUUGGAUGCGGAAUAAUCGAGCAACUCCCAUACGACAGCAAGCGACGGUACUGCCAUCAGUGCAAGGGAUCAUUAUAUGAAGGGACCUUGGUGAUCAAUGCGGAAAGGUUCGGACGUGACGUACACUGGCAUCCUCAGUGUUUUAUUUGCACGGAGUGCUCAAAUCUCCUCGUUGAUUUGAUUUAUUUUAAACAUGGAGCCGACGUAUAUUGCGGUAGACAUCACGCGGAACGAAUCAAGCCUAGGUGUGCCAAAUGUGAUGAGCUAAUAUUCAGCGAAGAAUGUACGGAAGCGGAAGGAAGGACAUGGCAUAUGGCACAUUUUUCAUGCUCAGAUUGUGGUGUUCAACUCGGAGGGCAGAGGUAUAUUGGAAGAAAUGAUAAGAUAAUAUGCAUCUCUUGUUAUAAUCAAAAUUCCUCACUCAUUUGUAAUACCUGUGGAAAAGAAAUUGUUGUCGAUAAGCCGCAUAUAAUUCAGAAUGAUAUACACUGGCAUGCUGAUGAGCGUUGUUUCUGUUGUAGUGGAUGCGGCAAAAAUUUGUUGGGAAAGAGAUAUUCAUUUAGGGACAAAAAGUUAUACUGCGGUGCAGAUGCGAACUGUGGAAAACGACAUUCAAAAGUGACCUUUGAUAGCAAAAUGACGUGCAUUUCAAAUAGACGACGAGAAUCAGUACCGGAGCCACCAUCUCGAGGUCCUCCUUCACCACCAGCUGAAAACAUUUAUGAAACUGUUCUACCAUGCACUUCGAGAGAAUCAGAUAGCAUAAAUGGAAAUGAGCAUUUAAGAAGGUGUAAUCGCCGAUCACAAAGCGCUGAUGUUCGGCGACCGUGGUGUGAUGAAUACUGCCGCAAAGAAUAUUUCAAGAAAAAGGGUGAUUACGAAGAUAAAAAGCAGAAUCAUUAUUCGCGAAUGCCGCCACCCUCACCAUUAUUAAGAAGAAAGCAUCAGCGAUGCAGUUCAUGUAGUUCAUCCGAAAGCGAUAGUGAUGAUGUAUACCUAUUAAAUUAUUUAGCUGCUUCUCUUUCUCAAUUCAACAAAACAACUAAUACAGUUCAAAACAAUGGGAGUUGUAAGCCAAUAGUGAGCAGAGUACAAAUGGCAAAGAAUAAAUCAUCGAGUAAUUGUAUAGUAUCUUGA